AUGGACCUUCAGAAGCUCUUCCAUGUUGCAUAUAUCCUUAUCAAAUUUGCAAAUUCUCCUCGCCCAGAUCUCUGGGUGUUGGAAAGAUCAGUGGAUUUUGGAGGAACCUACAUACCUUGGCAGUAUUUUGCUCAUUCAAAAGCAGACUGUUUGGAACGUUUUGGAAAGGAAGCCAACGCUCCUAUUAGGAGGGAUGAUGAUGUCCUUUGCACUACGGAGUAUUCUCGGAUUGUACCUCUUGAAAAUGGGGAGAUUGUGGUGUCCUUGAUAAACGGCCGUCCAGGAGCAAAAAACUUCACUUACUCUCCCACUCUUAGAGAAUUUACCAAGGCAACACACAUCCGCUUGCAUUUUCUUAGAACCAAUACACUUCUUGGACAUUUGAUAUCCAAAGCUCAACAAGACCCCACCGUUACCCGCAGAUAUUAUUACAGCAUAAAAGACAUCAGUGUGGGUGGACAAUGUGUUUGCUAUGGUCAUGCUGAAGAAUGUGAUGCGAAAAAUGUUGAAAACUUGUAUCAGUUUCAGUGUCAAUGCCAGCACAACACGUGCGGGGAAACCUGCAAUCGCUGCUGCCCAGGAUACAAUCAGAAACAGUGGCAACCUGCAACAGCUGACAACACAAAUGAAUGUGAAUCUUGCAACUGUCACGGACAUGCCACUGAUUGUUACUAUGAUCCUGAUGUUGAUCGACACAAAGGAAGCUUAAACAUUUAUGGGCAGUAUGAAGGUGGAGGGGUCUGCAUUAACUGCCAGCAUAACACAGCUGGUAUUAACUGUGAGCAAUGUGCAAAGGGUUACUAUCAUCCCUAUGGCAUCCCAGUAGAAGCCCCUAAUGGCUGCAUACGAGAAUGUGUCCUUCUGCCAGAAUCUGGGGCCCUAAAAAGGUUAAUUGCUUCAGACAGAGGCAGAUAGAUGAAGGUUUCAACCCAUAUGGACAGGAAGUAGUGGCUUCCAAAGAGCAGUAAUUUUGAAGUAGUUAGGGAAGGCACAGCUGCUGUGAAUUAAGUUAUCUGUAAGUCUUAAUAAUGCUUGGCUACUUUUCAUGGCUGUUAUAAAAUAUUUAUAUAGCACUUUCAAGGUGUG
This is a messenger RNA of Alligator sinensis (Chinese alligator), 1086 nucleotides long. RefSeq names its product laminin subunit alpha-3-like. NCBI's taxonomy places the organism in Eukaryota, Metazoa, Chordata, Crocodylia, Alligatoridae. Gene Ontology annotation, cellular component: basement membrane. The record is from RefSeq and is a predicted model, not a curated record. Bases 1 to 915 code for a protein of 304 amino acids. The transcript is spliced from 9 exons. Gene Ontology annotation, biological process: axon guidance.